Molecule: messenger RNA, 1348 nt
Organism: Lycium barbarum (goji berry)
Lineage: Eukaryota; Viridiplantae; Streptophyta; Magnoliopsida; Solanales; Solanaceae
Product: dof zinc finger protein DOF2.1-like
Exons: 2
Coding region: 296-1141 (281 amino acids)
Biological process (GO): regulation of DNA-templated transcription
Molecular function (GO): DNA binding; DNA-binding transcription factor activity
Source: RefSeq, a predicted model, not a curated record
ACCCACCCCAUACCUCUUUUUCUAUCUCUAUCUUUUUUCUCACUAUAUAUGUACACAUGAGCUUGAGUUAGACGGCCAUAAGUUUUCUUCUUCUUAGCUUUUGCAUUACUUCUUCUCUUUUUCUCUCUAUUCAAAUCAACCCCUUUUGGUUUUCUUGAAGCUUUGUAGAUCAAUCUUUUUGUUCUUUGUUUCUGAAUAGCCCCGGAUAUUGAAGAAGAAAAAAAAAAGCAACUUGGAGAAUUGAAUUUGAGUUGCUAAAUCUUUAGAGAGCUACAAAGCUGAUUAAUGUGCAUGAAUGAAUCCUUCUAGUGCACAGCUUCAUCAUCACCAGGAAAUGUCAUCCCAAACACUAGAAAACAUGUUGGUUUGCACAAAACCAGAGCAAGAAAAGAAGCCAAGGCCUCAAGAUGAAGCACAAAAAUGUCCAAGAUGUGACUCUGCCAACACAAAAUUCUGUUACUACAACAACUACAGUCUCUCUCAGCCUAGAUACUUCUGCAAAUCUUGCAGAAGGUACUGGACUCAAGGUGGUACACUCAGAAAUGUUCCAGUUGGUGGUGGCUGCAGAAAAAAACAAAAAUCAUCAUCAAAGAAAAGCCAAGAUAACAGCCCUCAUAAUCCUCUCACACUACCAAUAUCUUCCUAUGAUUCCUCCACUGAUUUGAGUCUUGCAUUUGCUAGGCUCCAAAAACAGUCAAAUGGGCAUUUUGGAAUUAAUCAAGAACAUGAUAAUAAUAAUAUGUCAAUGAUGUAUAAUCCUACUGCCCCUCCUAGCUUUCUUGAUGCACUAAGGGGUGGUUUUCUUGAAAAUGCCCCAAAUGGAUUUCACCACAACAUGUACUAUGGGAAAAUGGGGCAAGUAGAAAAUGGAGGACUAGUGGAUAUGGGAAUGAAUUAUGAUCAAGAAAUGAGUGUUACUACAAAUACUGCCAGUAAUGCAAUGACAACAGUGAAGCAAGAAAUGUGCAGUAUGGCAAGAGAUCCAGGUGAGAAUAAUAGUAGAAUUUUGUGGGGUUUACCAUGGCAGAUGAAUGGAGAUGUAAACAUGAAUAUGGGAGAUUUUGAAUCUACAAAUAGGCAAAGUUGGAAUGGAUUUGGGGGUUCUUCUUGGCAUGGAUUUCUAAAUAGCCCUCUCAUGUAAUAGAUAUCAGAAGAACCUCUUUACAAAGGGAAAAAAGAAACAUAGAGUUUUCCAUUCUUAGAUCAGCUUAAUUUAAAUAUGUAUGAACUUUGUGUCAAUUGUUAUCAUUCAGCUGAAUCAUUUUUUGUUUCAUGAGCUGUGUAUGUCUUAGGUUUGUUUGUCUAAUACUUAUGGACAAAUUAGUGAAACUUAAACUUUGAUCUCUUA